GUGAGCUGAGACCGCCGUUAACGCAUCGAUAAACGAUCGGCGGGACAGUGGCACAAUAUCUAACUUUUUAAGAAGUCUUCUUUUUUAUCGUUGUCUACACCACAACUUGAGAGUCUGCUUCAUCAAUCCCGUGAUGUUGCUGAAAUCGGCUAAACCAUUUGGAUUAACGUGCGGAACACGGACUUCGAACAUGAGUUGGUUUCUGCAGCGCUCGAUGCGGAGAGUGUUCUGAGAUAUUUCGACUGCGUGAAAACCGCCGCACAGGAAUUACCCGGUUAGCCAACAGUAGCUUAUUCGGUUCAGGGAAUUUUGUCUGUGUAUAUUUAUUUGAACCCAUUGGAUGGAGUACUUUGGACAGACGUGAACAUAAUCAACUUUUAUGGCGUUUCGGGACCUGAUGUGGAGAGAUGGAUAAAUGUUUCUUGGUUGUGGUCAAGAACUAGAAAAAACGUCGAGCACAGUUUUUGAUGGUGCCAUCUGGACAAGUAGCUUUUCUCUAACAAGGAAAACACAGCAGACACUUUAUGCUUAGUUUAUCCAAUGCCCAUCACAGUUUAUGUCAAUCGCUGCUGUUCCUGCGCAGAACAUCAGGUUCUAACGAGUGUCGCCAGUGUCUCAACUAUACUGUGGUCUCCGGACACCGUGACCUUUCCUAGGUCAGUGUUGAGAACUUUGUUAAUCGAUGAAUAAAAUAAAAACAGCACGCAUAUCUGGACACCUGACGGGGAGGUAGCGACGCCUGAUCGCACGGAGCGAAACGAGAAGCCGAAGCCCUCGCAACAGUGGUCCAUCUGGACUACCGACGAUUUUCAAAGAGGGACACAAACGAGAGAAAAUAGGAUUUCAGAGUUUACAUCGAGCGAUGCUAAUCACAAGCUACUGUGUGACGAGCUGUCAACGCGUAUAACCCACAUGCGCGUCUGUUGAUUUUGGAUAGAGACGGGCGACAACAACAGCGAUUUGCCAUCGAUCUGAAUGCUCUUAUCGCGACUUUAAUUCCUGGGCUUCACUAAAUCUUCUGAACAUGGCUGGGUCUGGAAGCUGUUGGAAGAAAUACCUCUGGAUUUUGACCAUCCUUUGCAGAUGUGCUUUACCUAUAGCCAAAUCACUGGAGGGGGUGGUAUGGAGCUCACAGAAUUCCAAUUUUGUACAGGGAAAGGGGUUGGUGAUCUACCCCGAGAUCGGGGACAAACUGGACAUCAUCUGCCCCAAGGGUGACGCCGGUCGGCCGUACGAGUUCUUCAAGCUCUACCUGGUCAAGAAGGAGCAGGCCGAGUCCUGCAGCACCGUGCUGGACCCCAACGUGCUGGUCAACUGCAACAAGCCCGAGAAGGACAUCAAGUUCACCAUCAAGUUCCAGGAGUUCAGCCCCAACUACAUGGGCCUGGAGUUCAAGCGCAACGUCAACUACUACAUCACCUCCACGUCUAACGGGACCCUGGAGGGCCUGGAGAACCGGGAGGGAGGCGUGUGCACCACGCGAUCCAUGAAGAUCAUCAUGAAAGUGGGCCAGGACCCAAAUGCUCCUGAAUCCACUGACCCGGCAAAGCCAGACAAAGAUCAGGACAACAAAAUCCCCGAGUCCCCACCGGACAGAAGCAACAAGGAGCCAGAAGGGCCUGUCAUGCCUGGAAACAAAGACACCAUCAACCAGGACAACAGCCACUCCGACUCGGCCGACGGCAUCUUCAGCUCCAAGCCGGCGCUGUUCGCCGCCAUCGGCGCCGGCUGCGUCAUCUUCCUCCUGAUCAUCAUCAUCCUCGUCGUGCUGCUCAUCAAGCUGCGCAAGCGCGGCGGCCGCAAGCACACGCCGCCGCGCGGCACGGCGCUCUCGCUCAGCACGCUGGCCACGCCCAAGGGCUCCGGCGGCGGCGGCGCCGGCUCGGAGCCCAGCGACAUCAUCAUCCCGCUGCGGACCACCGAGAACAACUACUGCCCGCACUACGAGAAGGUGAGCGGCGACUACGGCCACCCCGUCUACAUCGUGCAGGAGAUGCCGCCGCAGAGCCCCGCCAACAUCUACUACAAAGUCUGAGGGCGAGAGAGAGAGAGAGAGAGAGAGAGAGAGAGAGAGAGAGGAGAGAGAAAGAGUGAUGGAGCGAGAGAAUGAGAGAGAGAGAAGAGAGGGGUGAAUGACGGAGAGAGGGAGAGUGGACGAGGCAAGGAAAUGGACUGACUUCGAUACGGGACAGCUCCGUGGAAAAAAGAGAGAGAGAGAAGAGGAGAGGAGAGUUCCCUAAUCCUGACCCUGUUCCUGUAUUCCCCCCCCCCCCCCUCCUUACUACCUAGUCUGUGUGAUGUGCGAUGAAAGACUUGUUUCAUGUCCGGGAGUGGACGGUCCGGUCCAGUCCAGCGCGGCGCCGGCAGGAGUAAGAGAGGGCAAAACACGGACUAAAGCUGUGGAGGAAGAGGAGGAUGACGAGGGAGAGGAAGAAAAGGCAGGGGACGGAGUGUGAGAUUCGGGUCUAAGCCAGGACUCGCUUCCCCCCUCUGGCCUCUGGCUCCAGCCACAUCCUGUCUCCUCUCCUCUCCAAAAUGGACGCUCUCACACCUGUUCCCGACCUCUUCUCUGUGGACGUCGAAAAAGGAGCUGACUGGUCCUCUCUCUCUCUCACUCUCUCACUCACUCACUCACUCACUCUCUCACUCACUUAUACACUCUCUCUCUCUUCCUCUCUCGGUUUUUCUCUGUCCCUCGCUCUCUGGCUCUGGCCGUGGAUCAGUAUGUGUGUGAGUGUGCGUGUUAGCGUGUUAGCCCUUGCCGCUAACACCUAGUGCUUCAGGGGAUGUUGAAAGCCCAUGUGACUGGGGAAAAGAAAAAAAAAACAAACCUUUGUUCACACAGACUUCUCCACGAAGAAGAAAACGAGAAAGAGACACUAUUUUCUUUUUUUUUCCGCCAGAGACUCUCGAAAAGGGCGUAGUUUUUUGAUGACGUAAACACACACGUGCCCCCCCACCCUAUCACCACCACCACCACCACCACCACCCACCACACACCCAAUCCCACCACCACCACCCACCGAACUUUUUCUCGCACACGGACAUGUUCUAGAAAAUGCUCCCUGCUCUUUUUCUGUUGGUUUAUUUCAUUGUUGUUUAUGGUGUAUUUUUUUUAAAAAAAUGGUUGACCUCGUUCCCCUCUUCACCUCCUCACUCCUGCUCACCAGUGUCUUAUGCUCCUGUGCUGUUCCUCUCUCCGCCGCGCUCCAUUUUGAGCAGGGUCGGUGGGUGAUGUUGCUCGCUUUCCUUGUUCCGCGCUGCCCUUGUGGUAGUAUAUCAUUAGCCAGUAACGCUUUAUCAAGCCAAGCCUGCAUACCUGCACACCAACACACCCUCACAUCCCCCCCCCACCCCCCACUCCACCAUUCCUGUUCUCACAUGCUUAGGAAGGUAUGCACUCUGAAGUGGAAAGACAGAGAGAGAGAGAGAGAGAAUUACAGAGAGAGUUUGUGUGUGUGUGUGCGCCCCUGCGUGUGUGUGUGUGUGUGUAUGUGUGUGGGGGAGAGAGAGAGAGGGAGAGCAUACGGGAGAAAGUGAGAGUUAAUGAAAGACAAACAGGUCACAUUAUAUUAGUGCUGAAAGAUCAUGACGACUGAAAAGGUCUGACGAUAAACAGAGAGGGAGAGUGUGUGUGUGUGUGCGCGCACAUGAAGGCGCGCGCGUGUGUGUGCGUGUGUGUGUGUGUGUCCUAAAUUAGCCUCGGCUUUUUCCCCACGGUGAGCAAGAAUAACAAGAUCAAAUUUGUCGGAGCAGAAUCAAACGUGUGGAAGCAAUUUAGAUGCUAUCUAGGGUGCGGUGACCUCCGACCCCGUCUCACUGACACGCUCGCCAGCGUGAUGGAGGCGGCGGUGGGGGGGGUGGGAGAGGACAGAUUCCGGGGGAGACGCUAAAGCGGCCGUCCGCUCCUCUCACCCUCCGCGUCUGACCGGAGCCAGAGGAGGACAGUGUGGGGUCAGAAAAAAAGGAAAAGUGACCGUUGGUGGACAGGCUUUGAGGGGGGACAGAACUGGACGUCCCUCCCUUUGUUUAAGCAUUUGUCAGACGGGAAAGGGGUUGUAUGGGGUCGGGCGGGAGGAGGGGGGUUUGCUGUAGGAGGAAAAAAUCCAACAUAUGUUCUGUCCAUCUCCAUAAAAUAAACGAGUUUCAGGAGAGGGAUGCGAGUGGAAAAAGUAGGAGCCAGCUUCUUCCUCUAACCCCCCCCCCUCCCCUCCCACACCACCACCACCACCACCUCCACCACCACCAGCACCACCCACCCCUCUGCUGCUGCAGCUUCCCAAGGACUGGAAAAAAUGAACAAAAGACAAAAAAAAAGGGGCAAGCGAGAAAGAAAAGAACGACAACAGAAAAAAAACAGCAAUAGAGAACGCGCGAGAGACACCACGGCACAAAAAACGAAUAAUUUCACCCACAGGAUAGCGAGCAUACAGAGAGAGCGAGCGGAACGAGAGAGAGAUAGAGAGAAUAUGAAAGCGUAUGAUGAGAGGUAAUAAUAAUGAGCAUAGGCAAUGGCGUCUGAAUAAUUUCUGUUGCUAAUGACUGUUUACCUGGGGCUCUUUCAAAGGCUCACGAGUCGCGCGUCGAAAUGAGAGGCUAAAAGCACACAUCCUUUCUUUAGUAUAAAUAACUCAUUUGUUAUCAAACAAAAGGCUUUUAUCAGACGCUAGUAAUUGUGCUCCUUUUUCUCACCGUGGGGGUUUUGUUUUAUUAUAAACACGCGCUUCAUCCUUUUCUUAAGUGCCCACCCCUACGCACCCACACUCGCUUCUCCAAAACAGACACACACACACACACACACACACACACACACAUACAUGCACACUCACACACACACACACACACACACCAGUUUCUCGCUCCUCUUCUCUCUGUUAUCCUCCAAUGAACUUCUCUUCUCUUGCACUUUUUUUUUGCACCCAUCCUUCCAUCCGCCGGGCCAUCUGGUGUUAUGCAGAGGAACACACACACACACACACACACUUUCACACUCACACACACACUCGAUCGAACACACAAAGCGUUUGUUCUGGUUGGCGUCUCUGGGCUUAAAAGAGAAGACAUCAGCUCAGCACACUCACUUAUCUCUCUCUCUCACUCUUAGACUCUCCCUCCCUCUCUCUCCAAUGGCCUCUCUCACCACUUGGACGUGUGGUCUCAUUUCAGAUAAGGGGGCCCUCACCCAGCUGUGUGUCGGCUGCGCUGUUGGCCCACCCCAGUCAGACACCUUGUUUUCAUGUGAGGUGGGACUGAGCCCCUGGAGUGUUUGUCUUUAAGGUACUCUGGCUCCCCUCUCUAGUGUGGGUGAUGGUUUUAGACUAAGUUAUUAAAUUAUGUAUGUGAACAGCCUCGCCAUUAAAAGACACUUUGAAUAGGAACGUAAAGAAGAGGAAGAAGAAGAAGAAGAAGAGGAAGAAGAAAAUAGCGCUUCAGCUGUCUGGUCAGGGCGUCAGGGUAGAUAGUGGAAAAUUCCGGUGUUUUUUUUACGCAUCUGGCGAAAUAAGCACCAGCAAGUGCAGAUGUUUCAAUCUUUUUUUUGUUUUGUUUCGUUUGUUUGUUAUCAUGUUAUUUUUAUUUUAAUGUUUAGGGAUUUUAGAAAAAAUGUUACUCCUUAAAUGCUCAAUCCCACGAUGGUUAAACCAACAACAGAUGUUUUGUACUUCCAGGUGCUGGUUUUUAAAAGCGUCUCAACACAUUAUCUCCUGUCUGUAGUGUCACAUAUUGUAGACUAUCUGUGCAAUUUAUACUGUAUUCUAUGAUAUAUGACCACAUCUGGAAAACUGUCGGUUGUGCUUGUCAACUAUUUAUACGACGUUUUUAUUUUCAUUUUUUUUUAAUGUUCAAAUAACAUUGUUAUCCCCGCUCACUUACAUUAUACUUACACAGAAUCCUACCGCAGUGCAAUUGUAGAGCUUACAGGCACAUUUGAAUUAACCCGGCCCCUAUUGUCUUUCUUCUGCUACAUAAUAAUCUCCCCAUCAGGGUUUGUCAUCUAUCGUAUUUACUUUGGUUCUUAAUCCCGUCGGAAACAGUUGGAACAGUCGACGGGCCCAGCUGCAACGCUCCCAGACCCAAUGUGUUCACAUUUCAGAAUUGUUCUGGCGUUAAAAAGAACAGAACACUGACAGCUACGACGAUUACUGCCACUGGCAGUCAGCUGUUUGCGUAUGUGUGCAUGUACACCUGUAAAAUUAUUUUUCUACGUGACUGCAAACAGGAUUUUUAGCGGUGUACACCGUGUGUGUGUGUGUAUGUGCGUAUGUGUGUGUGUGUGUGUGUGUGUGUGUGUGUGUGUGCCCCACAGUUAGUUAAUGACCCUGUUUAUGAACAGCAUAGGAUUCAGAUCCAGCCCCUCUGCACAUUAACCAAGAGGUCACACACACACAUUUGUGAUACACCUCAGUUGCUUCUGGCAUUUUCUUUUUUUUUCUGUUAUUGUUGUUUUGUUGGUGUUUUCUCUCUUUGUUGUUCUGAUGUUAUAGUUGGCAAGGCCUGAAAUAAUGUAAAUAAUGUAUGUGAAAAAGGUUAAAUUUAAAAGAAGUUACAUUUAUUAGAGCCCCAUUUAUGAAAAUAUAAUUAGGUUUUUUUAAUGCAGAAAUUUUGUAAAUAGGUGUCUUUUUUGAGGAAGACAUUUUGUAUAUGUCAAAGUUUUUUUGUUUUCUUUUUCUUUUUUGUUUUGAUUUUGCUAGGACAGACUAGGUUCCUUUAAAGAAAAAAAGAUUCUGUAGAAAGGGGGGUCUGAAGUGCCAGCUAUCACAAUGGAACACUUUAGAAGGAGAGGAAAAUGAGGAAGAAAAAAAAACAUUACAUGGUUCAGUUCACAUAGCAUCUCAGACAUUUCUUCAUUUCUGUUCUCUCUCAUUCUCUCAUGUCAAGAUAGAGGUUGUGUCUAAGGGUGUGUGUGUGAGGAGAGAAGCAGAGGUCGGGAUUUACUCAGUGAGCGAGCGAGAGAGGGGAAAAAAGAGACAGAGAAAAAGAGAGAGAAAAAGAGGAACACACACUUUGCCACACGUUUAAUCCAUUUUCUCCGAGGCUGGGUAUUGUAUCCGAGCUCACCCGGCGCCGUUGCCGCGUUAGCCUCUCUCUGUGCGGUUGAAGUGCAGCUGAAGCACCAGCGCGGCUGUUGUAGUUAGGGAGAGGACUGCCGUGCGGCGCUCACUCACCCAAGGCCCCAUUAGUGCAUUAGCCUCCUAGCCCGCCGCUAACGGUGCGGACGGCGGCGUGAACGGUUCCAGCUGUGCUGCGCAGUGCAGCGCGGGGGUGAGGGCCCGACGGGUGAAUCCCUGACCCAGCACAGGGGCUAGCUGGAGAACCCGGAGUCUGAUGAGAGGAUCAGUGCGCAGCGAGAGGAGAGAGGGGGCCAGCGAGGCGCUGCGAAAACCACACAAAGCAAAACAAAACAAAACAAAACAGGACACAAAAUGGAAAAUUCAAAUUAGAGCUGAGCAAGCAAGCCUCUCAUACGCUCACGCCUAUGCUCAUAAACACUCACACACACACACAGUUUGUACAGUCAAUUGCAAAUUUUCACACAAACAAACACACACACACACACACAUACACACGCACACUCCCAGUAUGGCUGUGGGGGAAGAGCGAAGGUUCGCUUUUGACCUGCGUAGAUUAGCACAAUAUUAGCCAGGUCUCCCUGUUUAAUGAGAAAGGCUGGAGGGGGGGCCAGCAGACCCUGUGUCUGACUGAGGUCACUCGACUCCCAGGGAAGAAACAGACCCGCGGGGGAAGCUAGCCUUGGAAUGCUAAUGCUAUGCUAGCCACAGCUCAUCUAACACACUCCACACUUGUAAAGUAUAGACACACACACAUACCCCCUCACAUACCUAUACUCACACACACAUACACACACACACCCUCCUUACAUACCUAUACUCACACACACACACACACACACACACACACACAUCAAAGCAAAUGCUAGCACAAGUGUUUUGAGAGUGCUGACACACGUAAUGUUUGAAAUGAUGAAGAGUGAGAUCUGUGUGCAGGUACCCCUCUUUUCUCUCCUCCGUUCCCUCUCUCUCUCUCUCUUCCUCUCUCCUGUGCUCCUCCCUCUCUCGCGCUCUCUGUAGGCUUCUCUGGGUCACGAUGUCCCGGCCGCUCUUUGCCGUGCCACUGGUAGUUUCACUCACUCCUGGCCUCUGUGAAAACACGAUUAUUAUCCUUCUUCUAAAUUUUUAUUUCUGUUUUAAAAUUUCAGUAUUAUAAUUAUUUUUAUUUUCGAUGUACAUGUAUGCCAUGAUCCCAGUGCAUUUGUGUUUUGUAGAAACUACUCCAUGAUCAAUGAUUACAUUCUCACUAAGACACACACACACACACACACACACACACACGCAGACACUCACACACAAAUGCACACACACUCACACACACACUGCCCUAUACGUACACACCCAUGCAUACCCAUACCUAUACAUACAUAGCUUUUACCACAUUCGUUCAUAACAAGUUACUAUGGAACUCCAUGGGAGUCCCAUAAGCCAAGUUUGAGACCCUGAUAUUGCAUAUUGAUAAAUAAAUUUUUUCCUAUGGAA
Messenger RNA from Sardina pilchardus (European sardine), 8549 nucleotides. It is a transcript of the gene efnb1, whose product is annotated as ephrin-B1. The record is from RefSeq and is a predicted model, not a curated record. The coding region runs from base 1025 to 2035 and encodes 336 amino acids. Lineage: Eukaryota; Metazoa; Chordata; Actinopteri; Clupeiformes; Clupeidae. The transcript has 5 exons. Gene Ontology annotation, molecular function: ephrin receptor binding. Gene Ontology annotation, biological process: axon guidance; ephrin receptor signaling pathway. Gene Ontology annotation, cellular component: plasma membrane.